Jaminaea rosea is the source of this 4833-nucleotide messenger RNA. RefSeq names its product P-loop containing nucleoside triphosphate hydrolase protein. Gene Ontology annotation, molecular function: ABC-type peptide transporter activity; ATP hydrolysis activity; ATP binding. Bases 1 to 4833 code for a protein of 1610 amino acids. Lineage: Eukaryota; Fungi; Basidiomycota; Exobasidiomycetes; Microstromatales. The record is from RefSeq and is a predicted model, not a curated record. Gene Ontology annotation, cellular component: membrane; fungal-type vacuole. Gene Ontology annotation, biological process: transmembrane transport. The transcript has 2 exons.
AUGCGAAGCCGUGCGCCUCGGUAUACCCACAUCAUCCUCGCCGCUGCGGCACUGCUUCACCUUCUAGCCUGGAUCUCCAUCGCAGCAUACGACUUGGAGGUGGGCCUGUCGCUCGUAGCACCAGCCCAGCCGCUCCUGUGGACCUACGCCCUUGUUCGUUCAGUCACCCGCAAGGCACCCACGCCACCCUUUGACCUCCUCUUCAUCUACGCUACCCAAGCUCUUGCAAACAUUGUCGCCAUGUACGACGGCAGCCUGCCCCGAGUAGGGUAUGCAGGUCACUCCCUCUCCCUCCUCAUCUGCGCCCUCGCCCUGACCAGUAUCUUCGCCAUGCCCCUGAGCUUGGAGGUGCCGAUCGACUCAAAGUCAGCAGGCGAGGAUAGAUGCUCCCUUUGGCAGUGGAUGACAUUUUCCUGGCUUUCUCCGCUGAUAUCCACCGCAGUCGAGCGGACGCUGGAGAAGGACGAUGUUUGGAAGCUCAGUCGCUAUUGCCAGAGCACGCUGCUGCUGCGCAAGUUCAAGCAGGUGAAAGGCUCCACCCUCCCACGAAGGAUACUGAGGGCCAACAAUCACGACAUUCUGCUGGAUCUCCUGCUCACACUCGUAUCGGCUGUACUGGCCUAUGCAUCACCGUUCUUCCUCAAGCGCAUCCUAGAAGCGAUAGAGAACGCUUCCAAUCCGCAGCAUGCCCCUGCUGGUGCGACGACGAAAAAGACGGCCUACCUAUAUGCCCUUCUUUCACUCACAGCGGACGUAGUCAAGUCGCAGACUGAUCUGCAGCACCUCUUCUAUGGAAGGAGAGCCUGCAUCAGGAUCAGGGGGCAGCUUAUCUCCGCCAUUUACGAGAAGGCGCUCAAGACUCGUGAUAUGAAUGGCGUCGUAGGAGAGAAGGGGAGCACUGAGGGCAGCGGAAACGAUGAACAGCAGCAGCAGCAGAACGGCCAUAAGAAAGGCGAGCAGAGAGCCAAUGGCAAGCUCUCCUCGCCAGACGAUCCAAGCGACUCCACGCCAGCCUCAAUCGGCAAAAUCGUCUCCCUCGCAGCAGUGGACUCGAUCCGCAUUUCAGCGCAGGCAGCAAGCGCCUACAUGCUCUACUCGGCCCCCAUAGAAUUCAUCGUCGCCUCCCUCUUCCUCUACAGGCUGCUCGGCCUCUCUGCCUUUGCUGGCUUCCUGGUUCUUCUGGUCGCCUCACCACUCCAGUCGAUCCUUACGCGAAGGAUGAUACAGAUCAGCAAACACCUGUCGGCCGCAAGAGACAAGAGGCUAUCAGCGCUGAAUGAAGUGACCCAGAACUUGAAGUUCGUCAAAUACUACGCCUUCGAGGAAGAGAUGAAGCGAAGAGUCCUCGCUUUGCGCGAGGUGGAAUUGGGCUGGCUCAAGAAGAGGCAACGGACCCAAGCAGCCGUCAUGCUUCUUUGGACCAUCACACCCGCUGCGGUCACCACGGUGUCCUUUGCCUUUUACGUCCUCGUCGCCAAGCGCGACCUUGAUGUGUCUACCGCCUUCACGAGUAUAGCCCUCUUUCAGCUUCUACGCGGCCCGCUAAAUGCGCUGCCCAUGCAGGUCAACGAGGUGCUCAAUGCCAAGGUCGCAAGUGAUCGCAUUGAGGAGUUUAUGAGGGCAGAUGAGGUUGCAGAGGGGGUCACUAGCUUGCAGAAGGUCUCAGAGGACGAGGAAGGGCAGCAAGCGACGCCUCCUUCGGAGCAACACCUCUUCGGCUGCGAAGACGCGACGUUUCAGUGGCCGGAGGCGCCGAUCAGCGAUUUGAUUGGAGCAAGGGAGAAGGGAGCGGCGCAGCUGUCCCUCAUUGGGCAGGCGUUACGGAGUAGCGGUGCCUCCACGCCCUCCAGCUUCCAACUCAGCAACAUCACCUUUCUCCCUCCACCUUCCUCCCUCACCCUCGUCAUUGGGCCCACGGGCAGCGGAAAAUCUGCUCUCCUCUCCGCCCUUCUCGGCGAGAUGGCCCUGGAGUCUGGAGUCUCUCACAUGCGCAAAGAUGCCCGCAUCAACCCUCGCACAGGUCUCUCCUCCACCAUCGCAUACUGUGCGCAGACUCCCUGGCUGCAGCAUGCCUCUAUCCGGGCGAACAUUCUCUUCGGCUCGCCAAUGGAGCAAAGCAGGUACGAUGCGGUCUUGGACGCUUGUGCUCUUCGGCCGGACUUGGAGGUGCUGGAGGGGGACUUGACCGAGAUUGGUGAGAAGGGCGUCUCCCUCUCUGGUGGUCAGCAGGCGCGAGUCGCCCUUGCCCGAGCCGUCUACUCACGAGCGGCAACCUUGUUUCUGGACGACCCUCUGAGCGCGGUGGAUGCGCACACGGCGGAUAAGCUUGUGAGGGAAUGCUUUGCUGGGCCACUCAUGAAGGGCAGGACUGUCGUGCUAGUCACGCAUCAUGCUGAUCUUGUAUUGGCGAGGAGGGGAGUGGCAAAGUGGGUCGUGGCGAUGAGUGAGGGUAAGAUCACGAGGCAGGGCGAGGUGGAAUUGAUGACUCAGGAGGGGUGGCUGGACAGGGUCGGGGAGGCGGGAGAAGAGGGAACGAAGAUCGACAGCGUCGCCGCGAAUGGCAAGGAGGGACAGCGCGACGCCCUGAACUCAGCUCAGGCCAAGUCCAACGAUGAGACCGAACCUACGCCCGCCGCUUCGCCGGGUAAGGCGCGCGUUCUAGUGGAAGAAGAGCAUCGUGCUCGUGGUGGGGUCAAGAAGGAGGUGUACAAGAUGUACCUCGAGGCAUUGGGCUAUACCAUUGCUGGAUUGGUCGUCGCAGCGCUGAUUUCCUACAAGCUGACGGACCUCGCGGAGAAAGGCUGGCUAGCUUUCUGGGGAGCUUCGUAUCGGCUGCGCGAGGAGCAGCGCGACGUGGGCGUGGCUGCUGGGAGCCCGUCAUCGCAAGCGCAUCGACUGUUCAGCUCUCUAGCGCUCAGCAUGCCAGUGGCUGGCCUUGCUCUACCAAUCAGGACGCAGGAGCAUCAUCUCGCAAGCCCAUCAACGGUCUCAGUUCUCUCUUCGCGCUCUUCGUCGUCAUGGUGGCCAUUCGGUCCUGCCUCUACCACGCCCGUCCCUUACCUGCUCGUCUUCUUCCUCAUUCAAUUAGGUCAGGCGACCUUUAUCUUCCUCGCCGCCCUCCUCACCUUCCACGGCUCCCUGAAGGCAUCACGCUCCCUGUUCGUCCGCAUGCUCGACGCUACCAUGGGUGCCACCAGCCGCUGGCUGGACAAGACCCCUUCAGGACGCAUCGUAAACAAGUUCAGCCGAGACGUGGAGGUGGUGGACGCUAGUAUCAACCAGUCGCUGCGCUACUUCGUCACCUUCGCCAUUGCGGGGAUCAUAGCGGUUCUCACGAUCGUUGUGGUCCUCCCGCCGUUCGUCGUGCCAAUGCUCUUCCUGGCCGUCGCCGAGUACUACGUGGCCCGCGGCUACAUCCGUGCAGCGCGCGAUCUUCGUCGCCUGGAAUCAGUGUCACGCUCUCCGAUCUUUUCGGCCUUUUCCGAGCUGCUCCAAGGCAUCUCAACCGUCCGAGCCUACGCCGCCGAAUCCCGGAUGCUCUCUGAAUGCACGCAAAGAAUCGAUCUGGCGAACAGCUUCUUCCUCUACUUCUGGAUGUGCAACCGCUGGCUCCUCUUCAGGCUGGACAUACUCUCCUCCCUCGCCAUCUUUGUCGCCACUCUGGCCGCUCUGCGCGGUACGAUUGCUGCAGGCUUGGCAGGACUGGCAUUGACGCAGGCGCAGAGUAUUGUGCAAGCCUCGUACUGGAUGGCGCGGAUGUAUACCACGCUGGAACAGGACGCGAAUAGUAUCGAGAGAGUGAGGGAGGCGUUGGAUGAGACGCCGCAAGAGGAGGUGAACGGGGCUGAAGAACAGUACGAGACUCCGCCAGAGGAUUGGCCGGCGAAGGGCGGAGUAGAGGUGAAGGGGUUGGUACUACGCUACGCUCCUGAGCUACCGCCCGUCCUGCACGGCAUCUCAUUCAGCGUCAAGCCAGGAGAGAAGGUCGGUAUCGUCGGACGUACAGGCAGCGGCAAGUCGACUACGGCACUGGCGUUCUUCCGCUUCGUGGCCUUUGAUUCUGGCUCCAUCGAAAUCGAUGGGGUGGACAUCUCCAAGAUCAGCUUGCGCGACCUCCGGUCACGUCUCACUAUUAUUCCGCAAAAUGCGGUGCUCUUCAGUGGCACGAUCCGCGACAACUUGGACCCCUUUGGCCAGCAUACCGAUCAGGAAUGUGAGGAGGCCCUGCACGCCGUCAGGAUCAGGACGACAGCCGUGCCAUCCAGCGCAGACGCGAGCGUGGAGCCCAGUCGCCCGACAAGCAUGUAUGAGACGCGCGAUAUCCACGGCGAUGACGACAACGACGACAGCAGCGACGAUCCCUCUCCGCCGACACCCUCCUCCUCCCAGACUUACGUUCACCUCGCAACGCGCGUAGCGGAGGGCGGCUCCAACUUCUCUCAAGGACAGCGCCAACUCCUUGCAAUGGCUCGGGCUCUUUUACGUCGCACUCGCCUCAUCCUGAUGGACGAAGCUUCCUCCGCCGUCGACCUGCGCACUGAUGCACUCAUCCAGCGCACGGUCCGCAGAGGCUUCCGUGAUGCCACGGUGAUCACCAUUGCGCAUCGUCUCGCUACGGUCGUAAGGGCAGACAAGGUGCUUGUGUUGGACAAGGGCAAGGUGGUUGAGUUUGGUGAGCCGCUCGAGUUGAUGGGCAGGGAGGCAGGAGUGUUUAGGGGGAUGUGUGAGAUGAGUGGAGAUGGGGAGCGAUUGAGGGGGGAAGCGGAGGAUGAGGUCAGGAAGAGGAACAGGCGAAGUGCAGUGGGGGAUAGAUCAGAGGUGCCUGAUGCUUGA